AUGGAGAAGAUUAUUUCACGUAACCCGAAAUCUCACUAUUAUAAUGUCUAUUUCCCAAAUCGAUUUAAACGUAACUGUUAUCGAUUCAAAAACGCUCUUCACAAUCGCCUCUAUCCCAUUUCUCCAUUUUUGUUUUCAACAAUAUUCAUAGUGACUGCUUCACUUUUAUAUAGAAAUCCACCAAAACAAUAUUUGAUGAUUAUUUUGCCAGGAAUACUUCAUGAACAGACUGCAAUUAUUCUCAAUAUUUUAUCGAUCGCUUUUAUGAGUACGUAUUUACCAGUACUGCUGCUCAGAUUUACCAUAAAACAUUUAUAUUUUGGUUACAAAAGAUAUCUAUUCGAGGAAGAAGGAAACUAUUCCCUUUCGACAAAAUUGUGGUUUAUAUUUCAUCAUUUAUUCAAUAAAUUAUCACCACAACUGUAUUCGUGUGAAGGAUUACUGCCAACUUUACCGCUUCCAUCGCUUAAAGGUACGAUCGCCAGGUACCUUAACAGUGUGGAACCUUUGCUGAGCUCUGAAGAAUUUACGAAUGUAAAGAACAUGGCUGAAAAUUUUUUAAAAAACGAAGGAUGGAAACUUCAAGGAUUAGCAUGGCUCUAUUGGUGCUUUGUUGACAAUUAUGUCACUAGCUUCUGGGAGAAAUUUGCUUACCACUAUUCAAGAAAAGGCAUUUUGAUAAAUAGCAGUGUUGCGCAUCUUGAUGUUUUCGUCAAUGUACCUGCGAAUCAGGCUGUUCGAGCAGCCCAUGUGGUGCUGCUGGAAACAUUAAGCAUGCUAUCGAUUGAUCAGGAAUCUCUACAACCUAAUGUUUAUGUCCUGCCAUCACAUUUUCUUCUGACUUUGUUAUCAAUCUGUUUUGAUGAGAAAUGCAGAGAAAUUAAGAAAUUACAGAUAGCUGGCGGAGUCAUUAGUUUAUCACAUCUUUGGAAGUGCUAUGCAACAACACGAGUACCGGGAGAGAUUAUGGAUCAUUUGGAAGUGUACUGUGGAACUUCACGUCAUAUCGUUGUUUAUUACCGAGGUUGCAUUUAUAAAAUGAAUGUUUUUGAUGAAAAUGGUCGUAUUUUUGAUUUGAAAGAACUUACUGAAAUAUUUUCGGAAUUGCUGACUCGCAAGGAAAGCAUUGGAGAAGUAGAAGGACGAAUCGCGGCGUUGACGACUGACUAUCGAAAUCAAUGGUGUUUGAAUCGUCGUCGGUUUUUUCUAGAAAAUGCCACAAAUCGCGCUUCUUUGGCACUGAUAGAAUCCGCUAUUUUCUAUUUAAUCCUUGAUGAAUCUAAUUAUAACAGUGAUCCGGUAGGAAUUUUACUCAAAAUGGUGGUGGAACAACAGAGCACUCAGUUGCCGAUGGAGCAGAAUUUGCUUACAUUUUUGAAAAUUAUCUUUCCUCAGAUUUCAACGCCUUUCGUUAAGUAUCCGAAAGAAGUAGAGGAGAUAGUACGUCCCAACAAUCUUUCUUCAAUGGAAAAAUAUGCUGUUCGAUUGAAUUUUGAUAUUAACGAGCAGAUGAAGGCAGAAAUUAACCGUUGUUAUGCUAGUUACCAGGAACAAAUUAAUGAUGUCGACGUUGCCUGUCUUGUUUUCCGUGAUUUUGGUAAAGGCUUUAUCAAAAAAGUUGGCAUUUCACCUGAUGCAUUUAUUCAAAUGGCUAUACAAUUAGCAAGCUUCAAAGAUCAAAACAAAUUUUGUCUGACCUAUGAAUCAAUAUCAGCAAGAUUUUACGCAAACUCAAGAACAGAAACAUUACGUCCUGUAACAAAAGAAUCGUGUGCAUUUGUUAAGUCAAUGAUCAGCACAGAGAGCAACAGCGAAGAGCGUCUUAAAUUAUUGAAGACAGCAGCUAAAGUCCACGUAUUUCACAGUAAGGAAUGCUUAACUGGAAGUGGUGUUGACCGACACUUAUUUGUUCUUUAUAUUUUAAGUAAGAUGACUGGCAUAAACAGUUCAUUGUUGGACUACUAUAUAACUCAACCUUGGGAACUCAGUACCAGUCAGACACCGAACGUGACACGCCAAAUAAAUGAAGAUGAGUAUCCCAACCUCUCUUGGUUUGGCGGUGGGUUCCAGGCUACCUGUAAAAGUGGAUAUGGCAUCAGUUAUCGUUUCGCUGGCAAUCAUUCAAUAUGUAUAAACAUCGCUUCUUAUAAAUCUGCCAAAAAUACGGUUCGUUCAUCUCUUUAA
Messenger RNA from Brugia malayi, 2184 nucleotides. RefSeq lists its product as uncharacterized. The coding region runs from base 1 to 2184 and encodes 727 amino acids. The transcript is spliced from 17 exons. The record is from RefSeq and is a predicted model, not a curated record. Gene Ontology annotation, molecular function: carnitine O-palmitoyltransferase activity. Gene Ontology annotation, biological process: fatty acid metabolic process; carnitine metabolic process. Lineage: Eukaryota; Metazoa; Nematoda; Chromadorea; Rhabditida; Onchocercidae. Gene Ontology annotation, cellular component: mitochondrion.